Penicillium digitatum Pd1 is the source of this 1383-nucleotide messenger RNA. RefSeq names its product cytochrome P450. Gene Ontology annotation, molecular function: iron ion binding; monooxygenase activity; oxidoreductase activity, acting on paired donors, with incorporation or reduction of molecular oxygen. Lineage: Eukaryota; Fungi; Ascomycota; Eurotiomycetes; Eurotiales; Aspergillaceae. The record is from RefSeq and is a predicted model, not a curated record.
AUGAGCUGGGUACCAACAGCCCGGGCACAUCUGAUCUUGCAAGAUGCGCACCGCAAGUAUGGCGAGGUAGUCCGUAUCGGGCCAAAUAUGGUGUCGUUCAGUAACCCCGAGGCCAUCCCAGCGGUCUACCCCAUGCGGCCAGGCAUACCAAAGGGCGACUUUUAUAUGACUCUGCGGCCAUACACGAGGAGUGGAGGGUCGUUGCAUGCAGUCUUCAACACCACUGAAGAGGAUAUCCUCAAGCAGAUCAAGUCUCCAAUUGCACCACUUUUCAACCUCUCGAAUAUUGUCACCUUCGAGCCACUCGUCGACGAGGUCCUACAGUGCAUUCAUAAUAAAUUCGAUCAAAAAUUUUGCGCGACGGAGCAGGUCAUUAACAUGGGCCAGUGGCUGCAAUUCUUUGCCUUCGACGUUAUGGGCACCAUGACCUUCUCCAAGCGAUACGGAUUUCUCGACCAAGGAAAGGAUGUGGGUGGCAUGCUCGCCACGAUAAUUGAUUUCAUGAGGACUUCCGCACCAAUGACCCAAUCCCCCUUUCUCGAUCGUAUCUUACGCAAAAACAUCAUCGCCGACAUUCUGCGCCAAGCUUUUCGGCCGACUCCGUCUCUUUCAAUCAUGUCGUUCGUGGCCCAGGCCAUAAAAGAAAAGACCCAGAAGCUCGACAUAGAGCCAGACAAAGCACCAAACAACCACAGCCACACCGACUUUCUCACACGCUACAUACAGUUACAAAAGGGUAACCCCAGCAUCCCCGCCUGGGCUCCAACGGCCUGGACCUUCUCUAACGUCAUUGCCGGCUCCGACUCAGUCGGCACAAUCAUGCGCACCGUGCUUUUCAAUCUUCUAGCCUACCCAAAUACCAUGUACAAGCUCCGACAAGAGCUCGAAAAUGCGAAUCCUUCACGUCCGUUUCCGCGGUAUAGCGAGGUGCGCGAUCUGCCUUACCUCGACGCCUGUGUCCUGGAGGCAGCGCGGGUCCAUCCCCCCUUUGCACUGCCAUUUGAACGUGUUAUCCCCAGGGGCGGUCUUACGGUGCUCGGGCACUACCUGCCUGAGGGCACGGUUAUCGGUGGAAACCCGUAUGUUGUGAACCGGGACCCAAACACUUUUGGAGAUGAUGCGGAGUUUUGGCGACCAGAGCGCUGGCUCGAAGGCGAUAGUGUCCAUAAGAGGCACCUGGAGGCAAGCUUGCUUACUUUCGGGGCUGGACGACGUGUAUGUCUCGGUCGGCAUGUUGGUAUUCUGGAGAUCAAGAAACUGAUCCCAUUCCUCGUUUUGACAUAUGAUAUGCGGCUGGUUGACAAGGAGAAAUUUCAGGUCGAGAAUUCCUGGUUCUUCAUUCAAAGGGGAUUCUAUGCUCAGAUUCAAAAGCGUCAUGAAUAA